CGCCUCCAUCUGUAUUCUCGUUCUCUACUCUGAACUUCUCCCCCCCCCCUCUCUCCCUCUCUGCAACUGCAAACUACAAAAUCUACAAGAAUUAGAAGUUCAAAACCCAUAUAUUUCAGUUUAUCUAUCUGUCUGCAAGAAUCAAAAGUUCAAAACCUAUUACCUAUAUCAAAACCCAUAUCGGCAUAUCAUUUCAGAUUGUUCAAAAAAUCAAAACCCAUAUCUUUCAGUUUCCAUCGGCCGCUGUUCCAGUUCGGGUGCGCCGUUCGCAAGCUUCAGUCGCUGGCCCGCUGUCUCUCAACUCUCAAGCUUGCCCCCCUCUCUCUCUGCAACUGCUAACUUGUAUUCAUAUAAUCCGAAACAGAUUAUGGCAAUGAUUUGAUCAGUUUCUUUUGCAUAAUAACUCACUCUUCGCUACUGGCAAUGAAGCAUAACUUCCACAGGAACAUUGAGAUUCAUGUUAUUGCCAAUCAUCUUCUCUCUUGGCUCAAUUUUGCUUAGGUUUUUUGGCUACUGGUCACACUUCAAAGCCUUAAUGUGAUCUAUUAUAGUACUUGUUAAAAAAGUUAUCAGAUCGUUCCUCGUGUGUGUAGUUGGUUGAAUUCGUUCUGCAAGAAAGAUCACUUGAAAUGGAGAAUGAACACAACGAAGACGAAUCAGAGUCUAUAUCGACUGGGGUUUUUGAGUUAUCUGGAGAACCUGCUGUUGUUAUAAAUGGGGUGCCACCUGUGUCUCCAAAUGACGGUACGCUUGUUCUCUGUGGCAUCACAAGUGAUGUAGAAUCACACAGAAAUGUAAGUUUUGGCGAAUGGUUGGUAGGAAGAGAAGUUCGCAAGUUGUUUGGGGAGCAGCUUUAUAAUGGGAAAGUGACCGAGUUUGACAAGGAAUCAGGUUGGUACAGGGUGGUGUAUGAGGAUGGUGAUUUUGAAGAUCUGGAGUGGCAUGAAUUAGAAGAAAUUCUUCUGCCCCUGGACAUUACAGUUCCAUUGAAAACCUUAGCAUUGAAGAUCAUCAAAAAGAGGCAGAGACCGAUUCAUAGAUCAGGGAAGAGACUCGGUAGAGCUAAAAAUUACCAAGCCACAAGGACUGCAGAUUCUGGAGGAAGCCUCCCUUGAUGAAUUUCAAAAGUUCAGUGAAGACAAACGUAAAUGUGCACAACCGGAGGAAUGAUGAAUAGAUUUAACAAGUUCUAGGAAGAGCCAUAAUAGAAUAGCAUUUUGCCAAGAUUUGUAACAGCUUGACUUGUAGAAACCCCAAUAUGAAGAGAGCUAAGUUGCAAGGUGAACUUGUUAUGAACCAUUUCUUGAAAGCAAUCAAAUGCCAUUUUUUUUUUUUUUUUGGGCGGGGAUUGGGGGUUUUGUUAUGGAAUUGUGUUACCAAAUGCAGAUGAUGAAUUAGAAAACGUUUCAUGUCUUGUUUACCUGUAUACCUACUAUCUUGGAAUUAUUUUGAAAGUGAAGUUGAAGAGAGUUGCUGUUAUAUUUAACUUCUUCAUAUUGUUUUGGUAAAGUAGGGUUAAAAAUUUUUACAGAUUAUGAAAACUGUGUGUUUACAAAUGAUA
Cornus florida is the source of this 1561-nucleotide messenger RNA. Its product is annotated as dirigent protein 17-like. Lineage: Eukaryota; Viridiplantae; Streptophyta; Magnoliopsida; Cornales; Cornaceae. The record is from RefSeq and is a predicted model, not a curated record. The transcript has 3 exons. The coding region runs from base 630 to 1115 and encodes 161 amino acids.